Molecule: messenger RNA, 513 nt
Organism: Orcinus orca (killer whale)
Lineage: Eukaryota; Metazoa; Chordata; Mammalia; Artiodactyla; Delphinidae
Product: cornifin-B-like
Exons: 1
Coding region: 1-513 (170 amino acids)
Source: RefSeq, a predicted model, not a curated record
AUGUACCCUGGGCCCUGCUCACCCUGUAUCCCAGGCCCUGCUCACCAUGUACCCCGGGCCCUGCUCACCCUGUACCCCAGGCCCUGCUCACCCUGUAUCCCAGGCCCUGCUCACCCUGUACCCCAGGCCCUGCUCACCCUGUACCCCAGGCCCUGCUCACCAUGUACCCCAGGCCCUGCUCACCCUGUACCCCAGGCCCUGCUCACCAUGUACCCCAGGCCCUGCUCACCCUGUACCCCAGGCCCUGCUCACCCUGUACCCCGGGCCCUGCUCACCAUGUACCCCCAGGCCCUGCUCACCAUGUAUCCCAGGCCCUGCUCACCCUGUACCCCAGGCCCUGCUCACCAUGUACCCCCAGGCCCUGCUCACCAUGUACCCCGGGCCCUGCUCACCAUGUACCCUGGGCCCUGCUCACCCUGUAUCCCAGGCCCUGCUCACCCUGUACCCCAGGCCCUGCUCACCAUGUACCCCAGGCCCUGCUCACCCUGCAGCCACCUCCUGCUGCCAGAAUGA